Messenger RNA from Anneissia japonica, 2444 nucleotides. RefSeq names its product biogenesis of lysosome-related organelles complex 1 subunit 5-like. The record is from RefSeq and is a predicted model, not a curated record. The coding region runs from base 72 to 536 and encodes 154 amino acids. The transcript is spliced from 4 exons. Lineage: Eukaryota; Metazoa; Echinodermata; Crinoidea; Comatulida; Comatulidae. Gene Ontology annotation, cellular component: transport vesicle; BLOC-1 complex.
GUGUGUCCAGGAUUUGAGCUUCUGGAAACAGUGCCAAUCUAUUUUUGUAAACAAUCGAUAUCACGAGAACGAUGGAAAACACAUUGAAAGACACCGGUGAAAUCCAUGCCCGACUACUGGACCAUAGACCAGUAAUUCAAGGCGAAAUCAGGUACUUCAUCAAGGAAUUUGAAAGCAGACGUAGCAACCGAGAAAUGAAGAGGUUAAAAAAAAUCCAAGAGCACACCAAUGAUAUAAACGACAGAGUACUCCCACAAUGUGAAGAUUUCAUGGAGACACAUUUGAAUUGUAUGCAAGAAACUAUGCUUGGAACAAUUAAAAUGUGUGAGAGAAUUGCUACUGCUGAAGAACGGAGCAUGCAGUUAGGAGGUCAACAGGAAUCAUUGAAAGAAAAUCGAAUGAGGCGUGAUAAGGAAUGGAAAGCAUUUACUGAAAAGCUUUCAGAAGAACAAGCAGCAAUAGACACAAAGCACCAAAUACGGGUAAAUGAGUUGGAAGAUCAGUAUAGUAAAAUGAAGAUUCUGAUAAGUAAAUGAAGAUUACACAUAAUUAAAUUUUAUUUUAAAAAAAACACUGUCUUUUAUUGGCUCAACUCAACCUUGUGGUGCUCAAAAUCAAAAGACCAUAGCCAAUCAUAUCCACCAAGUGGCUAAAUGCAGAAAGUGAAUUAUAGCAGAUGGUAUUUUUAGAAAUUAUAAUUAUGGGUAAAUUACUUCUGUUUGUUAUUUAACAUCAACGAUCACUUAAGAACAACCGCUAUCUACUUUUUGCCAUAAAGAUGUUUCAAGCACAGAUUUAAAGUUUAGAGAAUAGCUGGGGUAACACCUGUAAAACUGGGUGAAACAUAACAAUGUUCUUUAAUAUUUUAUUGUUUAAUUGGAAGAAUUUAAUAAUUGCCUUUUGUGCUCAUCAGCAUGAAUUAGAUUAGAUAAAUUGAGGUAAUCUAAGACUAUAAAAUGGUGAACAUUUUAUUUGUGGCUUUUGCCAAGUAUUAUCAGUACUCAGAACGAGUGGAGUUAAAUACUAGCUUGGUGGUUAAGGCACUUGUCCUCAAAUCCCAGGGUCCUGGGUUCAACUCCUGUCAUAGUGUCACAGUAACAAGAUAUUUUCUCAUGACCAAAACAACUCCACUCCCUAAGCCUCAUAAGGAGACUUAAUUUAUGUAGAGCAUCUUGUGUUUAUGCUGGACUUGUGAAGGGAUAUGCCACUUUGAAUAGUGAUUAAGUUCACUGCUUGUCAUACCUUAGCCUUCCACCUAAACUAAUUAUUAAAAAAAAAAACAAUAAAAGUAGGCCUACUGUGAUUUCCAUCAUGUGAAAUAGUCUUGCAACCAUCAACUGCUGGUUGGAUGCAAGACUAUUUCACAUUCAACCAGCAGUUGAUGGUUGCAUUGCUUCAAUGUGAUAUCUGAUGUAGUAGAACCCCAAUAAAGGGAAUUUCAGGACCAAAAUUAAUAGGUGUUCCCUGAAUAGGGUUGGCCACAGUGUUAAAAAAAUAUAAUUUCCCUUGUUUUGUGGCCGAAGAAGUGUCCCCUUAAUAAGGGUUUCCCAAAGGAGAUGUUCUACUGUAUCCGAUGAAAUCUGGAAAACCCCUUGAAAUUCAAUUGAAAUUAAUUUAUUUCUCAUUAAAAUGAUUAAAAUAAAUAUAUCAAAUUCCAAUGAGACAUAUCAAAACACUCCAGUUUUAAUUGAUAGUGUAUUUAGAAAUGUAAAUAAUUAUCAUAGAUAUAAUAAUUUAUUUAUUUGGGAACAUUUGCUAACAGAUAAGGGCUUUAUGAUAAUAAAUCUGUUACACACAGAAACAUAUGAUGAGGGUUAUGGGUGCAAAAUCAAUCACUCCACUCCCCAAACCCCUGUUUAUACUAUUUGGCAAAUGACAAAUUACUGUGAUUUGCCCAUGUAGUGAAUUAAUUUGGGAGUGAUAUGUCAUUAUUAUUUGUACAGUAUUGUGAAACAGAGGUCAAAGAAAAUACUGAUUGUUUAAAGUUUAUAGACUUUAUUUUCAUCAUUUAAGUUGUCAGUCGUAAAAAAAUAUAUCUACUCAGAAAUUUUUUGCCUGCAGUGAAUAAUUUAAUAUUCAAAGAACAUAGAAUUUUUAUUGGUGACUAUCAUGUGAAAAAAAUACUGCCACUAUUAGUAAAGCUUAAGUGCAAUUUCUACCAUAAUGCAGUAUCAAUCUAGGCCUACUGUACCUUUAAAAUAAUUGCCCAUCGACACACCCAUAACUGACAGUAGUUAACAUCAAUAAUAAUGGUGUAACUUCCUUCAUUGGAAGACUUUUAAAUAUAGUUAAAAUUAAAUUGUGGUCUUUCCCACCACCGUUUCAAUGUUUUUACAGUACUUAUACUUAUAGACAAACAAUAAACUCUACAGACUGUAAAAUGAGGCUGAUCAAAUAAAGCAUACAGUAUUUAUUAUUCUGAUUGACCCUGGUACUAACAACUC